Mytilinidion resinicola is the source of this 2026-nucleotide messenger RNA. RefSeq lists its product as uncharacterized. Gene Ontology annotation, molecular function: 7S RNA binding; signal recognition particle binding; endoplasmic reticulum signal sequence receptor activity. The coding region runs from base 1 to 1914 and encodes 637 amino acids. The record is from RefSeq and is a predicted model, not a curated record. The transcript has 3 exons. Gene Ontology annotation, biological process: SRP-dependent cotranslational protein targeting to membrane. Lineage: Eukaryota; Fungi; Ascomycota; Dothideomycetes; Mytilinidiales; Mytilinidiaceae. Gene Ontology annotation, cellular component: signal recognition particle, endoplasmic reticulum targeting.
AUGGAUAUAACAACUUUCGUCACGUCGCAGCGAGACGCCGCGCUCCUGCUAGGCGACUACAGCACCUACCGCACGCAGCUGUCCCGCCGCCUGCUCACCUGCAACAAAAAACUGGGCCGGGCAACACACAAAAACGCAAAAUACGCCCCGAAGGCGCCAGUGACAUCUGAAGAUAUUGGGAGGAACCAUGAAUUCCUCCACCUGCAAUUACUCACGGCGGAGCGUGCGUGGGCCCACGCCAUGUACAUGAAGGCAUCGCACGCGGAAGACAACGCAGACAAGGGCAUCACAGGCUCGACUCGACGGCACAUAGUGUCCCGGUUGAACAAAGCUGCGAAAUAUGCACAGCAGCUAGUGGAGCUUCUAUCGAAUACGGCGGCCGGCGCAAGCGACAUCGAUCUGCUGGAGGCGCGGGCAUAUGCGUACUCUCUUUCCGGGUCAGAAGAGUUCGAAAAGCAGUCGGAAGGCAUAAAGAGCAGUGACGCGUCGCCCCAGAGGUGGAUCAAGUGUCUUACAGAUUACUCGGCGGCCCGGGUUAUCUAUAAUGCCUUGCUAAAGGCGACGAAGAAAGAAUUGUUCAAGGAUAUUCUCUCCAGCAUUACGGACCCCAGCAUACGGUAUGCGGCGUAUCAGCACCGGAUACCUCGGACUGUUGGCGUACCGGCUGUGUCGAAGAAGUUUUUUCCGCGGGAGGAUCCCAAGCUGCUCGCAUCGGUGGAGAAGCUAGACAAGGACGCUUUGGCUGCUGAGGCACCGGCAGCAGAAGGGACCAAAUCCUCGGAUUCAUCCAGCGCCCCGAACACCAUCACGUGGCGCGGACGCACCGCGAAUAUUGUUGACGCAGCCAUCGGCCAGGCCCUUGCAUCCGUGUACACAGCAUCGACCAAGCUGUCAGAGUAUCUAGCAUCGUGCACUCCCUCCAUACUAGCCAAGGAUAGGGCAGCUGCGUAUGACGAUGUGCUCAUCGCAAGUCAAGACGCCACAGAUGCGACCCGCCGCGCCAUCGACGAGCUCGAAAAGGAGGGCAUCGACGAAGGUGACUCGCGCAUGCAAGACCUCCGAGUAACCAGUCUCGCCCUGAACUACGAUCUGAUCGGCUGGCGAGUCGGCCGCAACCGCGUGCUGAUAGGAUCCGACGACGGCAUGGCGUUCUCUCCCUUGCCUCAGCAGAAACCACGGCGAGAGCGCAAAGACGGAAAGGAGUGGGCGGAGCGGGAAGAGCCCACAGGCCGGAAGCUCGCGCGACUACGAGAGCGCGUCGCUCUUUACGAUGCGAUCCUGCAAAGCAUCGACUCGGUCAAGGAGCUGCCCGGAGCAGCCCGAGACACCGCAUUCAUCGCCGAGCUCGACGGCCAACGAGCCUACUUCCAAGCUCUGAAAUGCCUGAACAUCUCGCACUCGCACGCUCUCCUCUCUGCACCCGACCGUGCCCUCGCCCUCAGCAACCGCGCCCUCUCGCUCUCCUCCCAGGCCCUCUCGGCGCCUCAGUCCACAGCUCCUCCCCCCUCCUCGCCUCCCAAACUCAUCACCACCAUCUCUGAAGCCUCGACCCUAUCACGCCAUCUUCAGAAUCUAAUCUCCCACUACGGUGGCCUCGUUGCUCUCUCCCACGUAACUGACAAUUCGGCAGCCCCCUCAAAAGCGCAUCCCACCAACGCCGCACCCCUCGCAGAGAAACUAAACGAGUAUCCCGCCUCUGGCACUGUCGAUCUAAAGAACCUCGUCACGUGGCCGCCGCGGCUCAAGCCAAUACCCGUCAAGCCGCUGUUCUUUGAUGUCGCGUGGAACUACAUCGAGUAUCCUGGGCGAGCGACGCCUGUUGCUGAGGCAAAGACGGAGGCGAUGGAGGGGGUGGAGAAGACAGGGGAAGAGCAGAAGCCGGCAAAGAAGGGAUGGGGUUUCUUUGGGCGGUAGGCCAGACGCGCUAGACUACAGUCGUAAUAUAGAUAGGCCAAUACUAGUGGGUCGCGAAAGACGUGGACCGCGAAGCUAGAUAUUGUUACGUACAUGAGCAUCACGUGACGAU